GAGAAAAGAGGAGAUUUCAAAAUACAAAAACUAUUGAAGAUAAUUACAAUCAUAUGAUUUGAAUGAAGCUAAAAAUUUUAAUUGAUUCAUUAAAGGAAGAUUUUUCUAAGAAGAAUUUGAUGUAGGAGACAGCAAAUAAGAAUAAAAUUUUAAGAAUGGAAUUAACUAGCCCUCAACUAUUUAAAAAGAUUAUUAGAGAUUAUCGUUUGAGAGACCUAUAUCAAAGGAUAUAAAAUAUAGUUUAAUCUAUGAUACAAGUAGAUGAUGUAGAGAAGUAUUCAAUCAAUAGGUAUGAUAAGGUCAUCAUCAGAUAUACAAAAGGAAAGUUAGGGAAAUCUAUGAUCUGAAGUAGUAAAGACAUAAAGUAUUUAUAUAAUAUCGGGAAUAAUAUGGCAGAAAUUAUUAUAAAGAAG
Molecule: messenger RNA, 413 nt
Organism: Paramecium primaurelia
Lineage: Eukaryota; Ciliophora; Oligohymenophorea; Peniculida; Parameciidae
Source: the annotation of a GenBank genome assembly